Molecule: messenger RNA, 1000 nt
Organism: Cuscuta europaea
Lineage: Eukaryota; Viridiplantae; Streptophyta; Magnoliopsida; Solanales; Convolvulaceae
Source: the annotation of a GenBank genome assembly
UCCUUUUGCCGCACUACUCAGCCAGUUAGUCGACAUGACGACAGCAGCUAGACCUACAUGGGCACCCGCUAAGGGUGGCAGUGAGCAAGGUGGGACUCGGAUUUUCGGCCCAUCUCAGAAAUACUCUUCUAGAGACAUGGCGUCUCAUACAACCUUGAAGCCAAGAAAGGAAGGACAAGAAACUCAGGAUGAAUUGCAGAAGAGAAACCUUCGAGAGGAACUUGAACAGCGGGAAUCAAGGCACUUCUCUUCAAAGGACAAAGGAUACAAUGAGGACAGGGAUCGCCGAAAGAGUAAUCAUCUUCUUUUAGAAGGUUCUAAAAGAGAAAGUGAAGAUCGAAUUGUUCCACGUAGUGCGGAUGCUGAUGAUGCAGAUGUUGUUGCCAAAAGUGAUGAUGAAAGGCAAGACGAUGAUGAUGAGGACGAGGAUGACAUGGAAGCUCUCUUGGCUGAGCUUGGUCAGAUAAAAAAAGAAAGAGCAGAUGAAAAAAUGAGAAAAGAACGGCAACAACUAGAAGAAGAUCUCAAAGCAAAGGAAGCAGAACUCUUGAGAGGAAAUCCUCUCAUAAACCAGCCAACAUCCUUUAAUGUGAAGAGAAGGUGGGACGAUGAUGUGGUCUUCAAGAACCAGGCUAGGGGAGAAGCAAAAGCUCCGAAGCGCUUUAUCAAUGAUACCAUUCGGAAUGACUUCCAUCGUAAGUUUCUGCAUAAAUAUAUGAAAUAAUAUCACAGAUGCCAUGGUUGUACCACCUUUGUCUAAAUGAAGGUGAUUAAUUCACAAUUUUAGCCCUGUCGAGGACAUACCAUUCGUCAUGUUAUCAUUAUUACUGUUAUUAUUAUUAUUAUUAAUAUUACUAUUGUUGUUGUUAUUGUUAUUAUUGUUGUAUUGUUGACUUGUUGUUGCUGCUGCUGUUGCAUUGUGCCUUGCUAUCCAACUGUUAAAAGUUCAAUGAUUCUUAGAUAUCUAAUAAGUAACUUAAUUAUGUUGAUUAUCUAAUCA